Cucumis sativus (cucumber) is the source of this 1244-nucleotide messenger RNA. Its product is annotated as high mobility group B protein 3-like. The record is from RefSeq and is a predicted model, not a curated record. The transcript is spliced from 6 exons. Bases 336 to 845 code for a protein of 169 amino acids. Lineage: Eukaryota; Viridiplantae; Streptophyta; Magnoliopsida; Cucurbitales; Cucurbitaceae.
GAAUAACGAAGGCGAGAGCUUCUUCUUAUACCACAAUAAAACUCACAUUCAUAAAAUGGGAUGUACCAAUAUCCAAUUCACUUACACUUACCCUUUCCUCCAUAACUAACAUACCAUGAAUUAUGGAAUGAAUUCGUGUUCAUUUCCCGCCACAAUUCAGUAAUUUUGGUUGCAUUCCGAUUUCAUCUUCAUUUGAAUUUAACAUUUCGGAUUCAAUUUCCCAUCACUACUCAUCACGCAUUAUAUAAAUUCAAGCCCUUCUCUCCUUUCCCCCUUCAUUUCAUCACUCUCCCUUUUCCUUCUCUGCGCCUCUCUCCUAAUUCUACGGAACCACCAUGAGAGCUCUCAGGAACGCCGUCGUCACUCACAAGAAACCCAACCCACAGAAGCUGAAGCAGAGAAAAGCUGAAAUGAAAUCCACGAAAAGCAAGAAGAAAGAUCAAAAUGCUCCAAAACGUCCAGCUACGACAUUCUUCGUUUUCAUGGAGGAAUUUAGAAAGACGUACAAGGAGCAAUUUCCUGAUGCAAAAGCUGGUCCAGUGGUCGGCAAAGUUGGUGGUGAGAAAUGGAAGUCCAUGUCUGAUGCUGAAAAAGCUCCGUAUGCUGAAAAAGCUUUGAAAAGAAAGGCAGAGUAUGAAAUAGCUCUUGAAGCAUACAAGAACAACCUCGUAAUUAAAUUGUUCCCACUCUAUCUCUACUUUCACUCUUUCUCCUUCACUUCGUCAGAAGAUGAUCACCACGGUUUUAUUGAUCAUCGAAUCUCUCUUCUCUCUAACAUCUCAUGGUUCACAGAAUUGCCCUCAGAAUCACAGAAUGCCAACAGAAUCACAGAAAUCAACCUCUGAGGUCAAUGAUGACACAGAGCAGGAAGCUAGCUCUAGCUCUUAGAUUUUUGCAGGACUUGAGUGUCCAUUACAGGUAACAGAUCAAUCUCCAUAUCUUUUUCAAUAAAAGUUUCAUGGUUAUGAGGACGAAAGAUAGCAAGUAAAGGGGGUGGAAUGGAAGGCAAGAAUUUGAAUAACUCUAAACAAUUUUAGGACAAAAUAUUUCUUUCGAUCAUAUGUAUAUAUAUUCUGCGUACAGCUCUGGUGGUUGGUGAACUCAACUCUCUUGAAAUUAUUAGGGUUGCAUAUUUUGAAUUUUCCGUUUUAAAUUUCGUAUGGAUAAAGGGGAAAAAGAUCUUAGUUUCAAAAUUCUGUUGGUGUGUUAUGGUGUUGUCUUCUAAUGCAAGUCUUUUGUCUUAA